Microplitis demolitor is the source of this 988-nucleotide messenger RNA. RefSeq names its product transmembrane protein 223. The transcript is spliced from 4 exons. Gene Ontology annotation, cellular component: mitochondrion. Lineage: Eukaryota; Metazoa; Arthropoda; Insecta; Hymenoptera; Braconidae. The record is from RefSeq and is a predicted model, not a curated record. The coding region runs from base 239 to 970 and encodes 243 amino acids.
ACCGGCUCCAUUAAAGCUUACGAAUUUAUGUAUAAUUUAAAUUGUAACAAUUACAUUAUUAUUUAUAAAAGUACUUGUUGAUUAAUUAUUAUUAUUUAGUUAAUCAUUAUAAUUUUAAAAAAUAAAUAUACGAUUAACUAAUAAUGCUUUGUUAAAGUUUAAUAAAUUUUUUAAAGAGGUUAGCUUUAAUAAUAGUUAACCUUUAAUAUUACAUAAAUAAAAAUUAAUAAUUUAAAAAAUGUCGCAAAGUUUAUUAAAAAUAUUUUCAAAAACAAAAUUAAUUUCGUACAGCAAUCAUGUAAUACGUAAUGUUAAAUAUUUUCAAACAUUACAAUCACCAUGUAGACUAAGGAACAGUGAUUUUCUAAAUAAAAAUAGAAUAUUGAAACCUCGAGUGACGAUAAAUAUUUAUCAGAUAAGAAAUAACAAUUUAGAUGCUAAAUUCGGAGAAGUAAAUACAAAUGUUAUAAAUAAUGUGUUGCUUUAUAAAUAUGAAGCGCCACGAUAUUUUAUUGGGCUGACAGUACUUUCAGUUUUUCAAUUUAUACUUUUCACUGCUAUCACUAUUUUAUUGAUUGAUUGGAUGCCAAAAUAUGAAGUAAAUGAAUCUGUUUUAGCUUAUUGUAAACGAAAUUUUUUGAUUGUUUUUACGUUUUCAUUGCCGUUUGUAGCAGGUCUUGCAUCAUCAAUUCUACUUUGGGUAUUGACAGUACGUUCAAUAAAAUAUAUUAUUUUACAUAAAGGUGGUAACAAAGUAACAUUUGUUACUUAUCAUCCAUGGAAAAAAGAUGUUCAAAUAACUGCCCCUGUUGAUGAGGUAUUUGCGAGAAAACAUCGAGAUGAAUUAGUCAGAUAUAUGACACUAUCACUGAAAAAUAAGCGAUUUUACUACCUACUAAAUAACGAAGGAAUAUUCGUUAAUCCAGAACUGUAUGAUUAUUCAAUAGGUUAUUACAAAAAGAAAAAAUAAAAGCAUUUAUUGAAUUUA